UCAGCAGUUUUUUUGUUUGUUUUUUUGCUUCAAUCAAUUUAGUUUGGUGAUUUAUAAUUAAUUUUGAUCAUUGAAGAAGAGUGAACUAUUGAAAUUGUUUAUUGUAUUUUUAUUUCGGGGUGUCCAUUGUGUUUAUGGGUUGGUUAUGUCAUUGGUCUUAACUCCGUUUAUUUUUCAACUUUACCUUUGUACAAUGGUUUACAUGUGCCUUUUUAACGGUACAAGAGUUAACAAUUUUAACGUUAUCCUGAAUAAAUAUACUUGUCAAGGAGUAAAGGCGUGGAAACCAUGAUCAUAAUGGCCACGGUGUUGAGUUAAAAAGGAGGGAACAGUGUCUGGCUUUAUUUUUGUUAGAUCGUCUGUAUUGGCAACAACAGCAACACUAAUUCAACUCUUUCCCAUUCUAUCACUUAAGUAAUUGUACUUUAUUUGUUCAACAAUACAUUGUGUGUUUACUGUAAAUUGUCAAAUUAAUUAACUGGACAUGUUAAAUUGGCAUAAUUUUGUGCUACUGGUGCUUUUGGCUCUCUUAUGCUCAUCCAGCUGCACUUUUGCCGAUGACAACUCUACCUUAACUGCUGGCCAAUCAUCUGGAGAGAUAACAUCAGCUGAAGAAGAGGAUUACACUCCGACAAUCGAGUGUCGUCCCAAUGUAACCAUUGAAGAUGUAUUCCGUGAAAAUAAAAUCAUCGAUGAUUUAUCAUUAGAUUUUAGUGAACACUAUUUGGCUCUCGUUGAUAUUGAAUAUGCAGGGGAUUUACAAGUUUCCUGUGGUAACGAGUUAACUCCUAACCAAACAGCUAAGGAACCGGUUGUAUUUAAUUACCAUUCUGGUUGGUAUGAACAUUAUUCAGUUGUCAUGAUUGAUCCGGAUGCACCAAAAGACAAGGGCACUGUGCUUCAUUGGAUGGUUGUAAAUAUUCCUGGUAGCAACAUGACUCAAGGUGAAGUAGCCUGUCCUUACUUCGGACCUAAACCACCAAUGGACCACGGACUCCAUAGAUAUAUUAGCUUGAUUUAUCUCCAAUCAGAUGAAGGACCAGUUGCGGUCAAAGAUUGGUCUCAGAAUCGUUACAAUUUCAAUUUGACUUCAUGGGUACAGGAUAAUAAUCUACAUGGUCCACUUUUUGGAAACUUCUUUAAGGCACAAAACAAAUCGAAAUGAAACUUUUUUUGUUCCAAUCUUUAUCUCAAAAAAGUUCAUUUGAGAGCAAAGAGUUUUUGAUAAUUUCUCAAUAUUUUUUAUACAAUCAUAUCAGUAGACUUUUUAUCAUGUUUUUUGUUCAAAUGUUUAUUCUACCCCUUUCCAAGCAUUACAAAAUCAACUAUUUACAAAAAAUUCAAUAGCAAUUAUAAAAUCUUCCUGCUUCAUUGAGAACGUUCAUUACACUCUAUUGGAAAAUGAACAAUGUAAUUUUCAAUUUGAAACAACAUUCCAUUGUUCAAUUGGUAGAUAAUGAUGAUUUUUGAAUAAAGUUUUUUCGAGUCAAUUUAAGCUUCAAUACAAUCGUAUAAAGUCUUGAACUCGGAAAUGUCAACCUAAAA
Messenger RNA from Tetranychus urticae (two-spotted spider mite), 1545 nucleotides. RefSeq names its product protein D3. NCBI's taxonomy places the organism in Eukaryota, Metazoa, Arthropoda, Arachnida, Trombidiformes, Tetranychidae. The record is from RefSeq and is a predicted model, not a curated record.